This is a messenger RNA of Heterostelium album PN500, 3144 nucleotides long. It is a transcript of the gene dhkE, whose product is annotated as sensor histidine kinase. Gene Ontology annotation, molecular function: phosphorelay sensor kinase activity. The transcript is spliced from 5 exons. The coding region runs from base 1 to 3144 and encodes 1047 amino acids. NCBI's taxonomy places the organism in Eukaryota, Evosea, Eumycetozoa, Acytosteliales, Acytosteliaceae. The record is from RefSeq and is a predicted model, not a curated record. Gene Ontology annotation, biological process: phosphorylation; signal transduction.
AUGAUUUCCGCGUUGGUCAGCACCAGCAUACUCUUUCCAAGCUAUAUAUAUUCCGGAAUUAUUCUAUUGGUGCUUUUUUCAGCAUCAGUUUUAUUAUUCUUUCACAGUUAUAUCAUUACAGUAGAUUUGAGCGAAAAAGAUGAAAAAGAACAAAGAAUCAGAUGUCUUUUCAAUAUUAGCUCAGAUGCACUGAUAAUUCAUAAAGAUGGUGUCAUAAUGGAUGCCAAUACCACAUUUGAAACAAUGUUUCAAGUUAAAACAGAAUCUAUUCUAUAUAAAGUUCCAUCAUUAAUUAGUGAAUUCUUACCGGAUUUCGAAAAGUUAACACAUAACAAUCAUUCUUUUGAAACCUAUGGUAUCAAUUCUCUGGGUGAGAAUUUCGCGGUUUUGGUAAAGGUGGAGCAUGUUAAGCAUAAUUCAGAUGAUAUCGAUAUCAUCUCAGUUAUUGAUACCAGUGCCAAGAAGAAGUUGAUCGAAGCCGACUUGGCGCUGAGAAAGGCAGAGGCUAUCAAUGAAGCGAAAAUCAACUUCCUAACAACGGUGAGUCAUGAAGUGAGAACACCAAUCAAUGGAAUAUUGGCAUCUGUCGAAAUCAUUGAGAAUACAGUGUUGAACGAUACUCAACGUGAUUUUCUUAGUUGCAUCAAAGAUUCAGGUUGUUAUCUACUCGAUUUGAUCACAGACAUCCUUGAUUUCUCAAAGAUCGAAGCUGGAAAGAUGGAACUACAAAAAGUUGAAUUCAACAUGAUAACAAUGUUGGAGGAAGCAAUGAAUAUUGUAUAUACAACUGCACAAGAAAGAGAUUUAGAAAUUUUAUUGACAGUUGAAGAAUCUGUACCAAUUGUUGUUAUUGGUGAUCCGUAUAGAGUUAAACAAGUGCUAUUGAAUUUCUUGUCGAAUGCUAUUAAGUUUACACCGAAAGGACAUGUCAUUGUUAGAGUUAAGCUGGAUAAAUCCAAUCCUAACCAGGAUUCGUCGAGUUUGGUAGAUUAUACAGUAUGUUUCGAAGUGGAAGAUUCUGGAAUCGGCAUCAAAGAGGAACAGAUGGAUAGUUUGUUUACUGCUUUCCUUCAGCUCGAUGGAACCUCACAGAGAAAGAAUCAGGGCACAGGACUUGGACUGAGCAUUUCCAAGAGGCUCUGCCAGUUGAUGGGUGGCGAGAUAACUGUUCGUAGUAAAUUUGGAAAUGGAUCGACUUUUGCUUUCACAUCGAUGCUCCAAUCUAAACAGAAAUGGACAUACGGUUCUAUAGGCAGUUCUCUAGCACUAUACAAUUCUAACCUCUCGAUGAUUCACACCAACAAUGAGCAAUUCGUUUGUAAGUCGAUUAGAGGAUAUGUUUUUGAUCCGAAUCCACACGUUCGUAAUUCAGCAAUUCAUUUCUUCUCAUUGCUAAAAAUCAAUAUUCAAGCGUUGGAGUCGGAGCAACAGCUUCUUAAUCUCGUACAGAAUGGCGGUGAUUUAGAAACUCAGUAUUCAAGUGAAGAUAUUAUUUUAGUGAUAACAAAGGAGCUGAGUGUAUCGAUGAUCGAGCAGAUUUUCAAUUAUAAAUCGAAACAACAACAACAGAAACUUCCAUUAAUUUAUUGGAUUCUCAUCAAAGAUGGUCAACCAAAUCCUUUUGAGAAUCAAUUCUACUCCAGUAGUAUAAGAAAACCUUUACAAUUACCAAACGUUGUAGAAUGUCUUUAUUCCAUUCAAAACCUACCUAUUCCAGCCGAUUUACACUACCUUUUAACGAAUAACCGUACUACCAGAACAAACGAUUUGAAUUCAAGUGGUUCGAAAGAGAAGAGAAAGGCACUUCAUCAUCAUAGAACAUCAAGUUAUGGUGACCAUGUAGCAAUCACCAGAGCAUUGGUACAAAAUAAUAGAAGUCCAAGACCAACUGACGCUUCUCAAUUAUUUAAUAUCAAUAACCAAAACAACAAUAACAAUGAUAACAAUAGCAACUCAGAUCAUUCCAAUAAUAUUUCCAAUGAAUUAUUAGGAUUGAAUCAUUUCGAUUGCAACAAAAACAUAUCGGAUGUAACUACCUCUUCUCCACCAUCGGGUAGAUCAAUUAGAACAGACUCUCUGAGUUUGUCAUCUGCAUCGCCAAACUCUGAAUUCUCUCCUUUCGUUAACAGUUGCAGCAACAACAACAGUGGCAAUUGUAUUCAUCCUGAUCCGGCUGUCGAUGAAUGCUCCAUCAAUAACACGAUGGCUUGUACUCCACCUUCGAUUUCCAAGCCAACGACACCUCGACAACUCACCAAAAAAUCGAAAGCUAUCAAACAACUCAACACCUCUGUUUCCGUUCCAAGUACACCAUCAUCUAUGAAGUCAUCCAGCUGUAUAUCGAGUGCAGUUGGAGUGGUAGUGGCCACAACCGACCCUGCCACCUCUUAUGAAACCAUAAGGAAAUCGGCUAGUAUGUACGAAGUAAUCAAGUCUCCAACACUCGAGCUCAGAUCUUCACCGACUUUUCAAUCGACCAUAUCGAUGCCACCCAUAGAUAGUGUAACUUUGAAAUCGAGUCGUCGUCAAAGCAUACCAUCUCUCGACCUAAAUCUGUCAUCUCAACAGGAGGAAUUCAGUAGAAAAUCCAGAAGUUCUUUAGGUUCCUUUGAGAUAUUCUCACCGACUUCACCGACAACCACCAACAUCCCCAUCAACCAAUUCUCCAUUUCCUCAACAUCAUCAACAUCAUCCAACUCGAAUUCCUCAAACAAUUUAAUGGGUAACAACAACAACAUUAACAAUAGCAAUAAUAGCAAUAGUAUUAGCAACAGUCCUAUUAUUACUAGUGGUGACAAUACUGUUAUGUCUUCUUCUUCUUCUUCCUCCACCACCAUUGGCAAACUGUUAAAGUCUAGUUUCAAGAUAUUGUUGGUUGAAGACAAUCCCACCAAUAAUUUCAACGAAGAUGAUUUAAUCUAUUUGAAUUCAAACUAUUAUAAUAAUAAUAAUAAUAGUAUUGUUAAUUCAACAACUACAACAACUACAACAACUACAACCACUACAACGACAACCACAAAUAUUAUCAAUGAUAGCAGUAGUAAUGGUAGUAUCAAUAUGAACAGUUGUAACAACAACAACAACAAUAAUAGUAUUAAAUUCUUAAAUAACAAUAAUAUUGUCAAUGUCAAACAAGGUGCUUGA